This is a messenger RNA of Macrobrachium nipponense, 708 nucleotides long. Its product is annotated as collagen alpha-2(I) chain-like. The transcript has a single exon. The record is from RefSeq and is a predicted model, not a curated record. NCBI's taxonomy places the organism in Eukaryota, Metazoa, Arthropoda, Malacostraca, Decapoda, Palaemonidae. Bases 1 to 708 code for a protein of 235 amino acids.
AUGCGUCCAGGGAUGGGCGGGCGGGGCCUUCACUCGUUCCGGGAGGGCGGGCGGGUGGGGUCUGCCCUGCAUCCAUGGACGGGUGGGUGUGGCCCGCUAAGUGUCCCGGGACGGGCUGGAAUGGCCUGCCACGUGUCCCAGGACGGGCGGGCGAGGUUCGCCAUGUGUCAAGGGAAGGGCGGGCGAGGCUCUCAACAUGUCACUCGACGGGCAGGCGAAGCCCGCCACGUGUCCUGUGACGGGUGGGCAAGGCCCGCUACGUGUCCCGAGACGGGCUGGCGAGGCCCAUCAUGUGUCCCGGGAUGGGUAGGGGGGAGGCCUCCCACCAAGGGGAUUCCCAGGGACGGUGGGCGGGCGGGGCCUGCCAUGAGUCCCGGGAGGCAGGCGGGGCCCAUCACUCAUCCCAGGAUGGGUGGAGGGGGCCCGCCACUCGUCCCUAGGCAGGCGAACGAGGCUCGCCACGUGUCCCGGGACAGGCGGACGGCGCCCACCAUGUGUCCCGGGACGGGCGGGCGAGGCCCCCCACGUGUCCCAGGAUGGGCGGGUGGCGCCCGCCACAUAUCCCAGGACGGGUGGGUGAGGCCCGCCACGUUUCCAGGGAUGGGCGGGCUAGGCCAACCAUGCGUCCCGCGACGGGCGGGCCGGGUCCGCCCUGCGUCCAGAGAUGGGCGGGUGGGGUCUGCCCAGCGUUCCAGGUCGGGUGGGUGA